Messenger RNA from Morus notabilis, 919 nucleotides. RefSeq names its product ADP-ribosylation factor 1. Gene Ontology annotation, molecular function: GTP binding; GTPase activity. Gene Ontology annotation, cellular component: cytoplasm. The record is from RefSeq and is a predicted model, not a curated record. Gene Ontology annotation, biological process: vesicle-mediated transport; intracellular protein transport. Bases 128 to 673 code for a protein of 181 amino acids. Lineage: Eukaryota; Viridiplantae; Streptophyta; Magnoliopsida; Rosales; Moraceae. The transcript has 7 exons.
UAGAAAGGAAUCUGAUUUUCCUUUCCACAGAUCCACACCACACCUCUCUCUCUCUCCACUUUCUCUCUCUCUGACUCUUCCUCGAAUCUUCCUCUCCUUCAUAUCCAUUCCCUGUUUGUUAUUCAAGAUGGGAUUGUCAUUCGCAAAACUGUUUAGCCGACUAUUUGCUAAGAAAGAGAUGCGAAUUCUUAUGGUUGGUCUUGAUGCUGCUGGUAAAACCACCAUUUUGUACAAGCUCAAGUUGGGAGAAAUUGUUACCACUAUUCCCACCAUUGGAUUCAAUGUGGAAACUGUGGAAUACAAAAACAUUAGCUUUACAGUCUGGGAUGUUGGUGGUCAGGACAAGAUUCGACCUUUGUGGAGACACUACUUCCAAAACACACAAGGCCUUAUCUUUGUGGUCGACAGCAAUGACCGUGACCGUGUAGUCGAGGCUAGAGAUGAGUUGCAUAGGAUGCUGAAUGAGGAUGAAUUAAGGGAUGCUGUUCUGCUUGUGUUUGCAAAUAAGCAAGAUCUACCAAAUGCAAUGAAUGCCGCGGAAAUUACUGAUAAGCUCGGCCUUCAUUCUCUUCGACAGCGCCAUUGGUAUAUUCAGAGUACUUGUGCCACUUCUGGUGAAGGAUUGUAUGAGGGGCUGGACUGGCUCUCAAACAACAUCGCUAGCAAGGGUUAGAUGACCGUGGGAGUGGUUGCUGCAGUCUCGAGUUAGCUAAGGCUGCACUGCAAAUGCCGUGUUAUAGAUAUUCAUCCCAGAGUGUUGUUUUGCUAGAUUUGAAAUGUUAUCGACUCUUAUUAUUAUUGCACGGGAGUUCUUUUGAUUCUUAUGCUGCUUUCUAAUUGUUUUUGUAAUCCAUGUGUACCUUGAUUGUGGUUUGAGCUGACAUUUUGGUAAUCCAAAAAAUGGGCAUGUUGGAGAUUC